This is a messenger RNA of Nicotiana tabacum (common tobacco), 714 nucleotides long. NCBI's taxonomy places the organism in Eukaryota, Viridiplantae, Streptophyta, Magnoliopsida, Solanales, Solanaceae. The record is from RefSeq and is a predicted model, not a curated record.
AUGUAUCAAGUAGUGAAGAAGUUGAAGCUACUUAAGAAGAAGCUGAAGGUUCUGAAGUCACACUAUUCUCAUGAUAUUGUGAGAGAAGCAGAAGAAGACAGGAAGUUGCUUAAGCAAAGUCAGUUGAAACUUCAAAGGGAUCCCUCAAAUAAAGAGGUUCAACAGGCUGAAUUCUUGGGUUAUCAGAAAUUCAAAAUGUCUGCAUAUUUGGCAAAAAUGUAUCUACAACAAAGAAGUAAAUCUACGUGGAUUAAGCUAGGAGAUGAUAACAUACAAUAUUUCUACUCAAUUAUAAAGCACAGGAAGCUGAAACAAGCCACAAUGCAACUUAAGGAUGACACAUGCACAUGGCAAACUGAUCCAGGGACUAUUGCAAACUUGUUUGUGGAUUACUAUUCUGAACUAUUAGGAAGGAAGUCUACCUCUAGAGUCCAAGAUUUUACUAGCAUUCUAAAAAAUGGGCCCACUUUGUCAACUGCUCAACAUGUGGAGUUGCUAAUGCCAGUUGUGGAUAAGGAAGUUAAAGAGGCGGUGCUCCAUAUUGACAGUACCAAGAGCCCAGGACCAUAUGACUUUGGGAGUGGUUUCUAUAAGGUUGCUUGGCCUAUAGUGGGGCAGGAGAUCACAGAGGCAGUUAUAGAAUUUUUUCACAAUGGCAAGUUCCUCAAGCAACUCAAGUCUACAAUCAUAGCUCUUAUUCCUGUGAUAGUGUAG